CCAGCCGCCAAGCACACCAGCCCUGCGCCCUCUGCUGCACACAGCACAAUCGGAAAAGCAAUUAGCAAAGGACUCCAGAACGAACAGCAAAAAAAAUACUUAGAUACAUCAGAAGCAGGAAGCCUGCCAGACAAUCAACUGGAUGAUGGAAGUGCUAAAGGAGCACGCAAGGAAGACAAGGGUGUUGCAGAGAAGCGAAAUGAAUUCAUUGCGUCUGUCUUCAUCGCAGAGGAUGUUCUUGUCAAAGUAUUGGAUAACAACGAUAAUGGCCCAGAAUUCUCUCACCCAAGUUACGAUGUCACGAUUUCGGAGGACAUCCUCCCUGAUACUGAGAUACUGCAGGUCGAAGCUAUAGACAGAGAUGAGAAACACAAGUUGAGCUACACUGUUCACAGCAGCAUUGACUCAGUCAGCAUGAGAAAAUUCAGAAUUGAUCCCAGCACAGGGGUACUAUACACUGCUGAGAGAUUAGACCAUGAAGCUCAAGAUAAGCACAUCCUUAAUGUAAUGGUUCGAGAUCAGGAGUUUCCCUAUAGAAGAAACCUGGCCAGAGUCAUCAUAAAUGUGGAAGAUUCCAAUGAUCACAGUCCCUACUUCACCAAUCCUUUGUAUGAAGCCUCGGUGUAUGAGUCAGCAGCUAUUGGAUCUGCUGUUUUGCAGGUCACUGCUUUGGAUAAAGACAAAGGAGAAAACGCAGAGCUUAUCUACACUAUAGAAGCAGGAAACACUGGGAACACAUUCAAGAUCGAACCAGUUUUAGGCAUCAUCACAGUAUUGAAGGAACCGGACUUGACAACAAUGGGACAGUUUGUUUUGUCAGUCAAAGUAACUGAUCAAGGUUCACCAUCACUGUCUGCAACAGCAAUUGUACGCAUUUCUGUGACCAUGUCAGAUAAUUCUCAUCCAAAGUUCACACACAAGGAAUACCAAGCAGAAGUUAAUGAAAAUGUUAAUAUUGGAACUUCAGUCAUUUUGAUUUCUGCAAUCAGUCAGUCUACAUUAGUUUAUGAGGUCAAGGAUGGGAAUGUGGAUGGAGCCUUUACUAUAAACCCGUAUUCUGGAGUCAUCACGAGUCAAAAGCCACUUGAUUAUGAACGUGCUUCCUCUUACCAGCUCAUUGUUCAAGCAACUAACAUGGCAGGCAUGGCAUCAAAUGCCACCAUCAGCAUUCAGAUUGUUGAUGAAAAUGAUAACCUGCCAGUUUUUCUCCUCUCCCAAUACUCGGGCAGCAUAAGUGAAGCUGCUCCUGUAAACAGUAUAGUCCGGAGCUCAGCCAACAACCCACUGGUGAUACGAGCCACGGAUGCCGACAGUAAUCAGAACGCUUUGCUGGUCUAUCAGAUUGUUGAAUCCACUGCUAAGAAAUACUUCACUGUAGAUUCCAGCACUGGCGCAAUCAGAACAAUUGCAAAUUUAGACCAUGAAACCAUAGCCCACUUCCAUUUCCAUGUGCAUGUUAGAGAUAGCGGAAAUCCACAGCUCACAGCAGAAAGUCCGGUCGAAGUUACUAUUGAAGUAACUGACAUCAAUGACAAUCCUCCAGUCUUCAGUCAGGCUGUGUUUGAGACGGUCUUGCUUCUGCCCACUUACGUUGGUGUAGAGGUUCUUAAAGUCAAGGCUACAGACCCGGAUUCAGAGGUUCCACCUGAACUAACAUACAGUCUGAUUGAAGGCAAUGUGGACCAUUUUUUGAUUGAUUCAAGUACUGGAGUACUCACCAUAAAAAAUAAUACUCUUUCCUAAGAUCACUAUAUGCUUAUAGUAAGAGUGUCUGAUGGGAAAUUUUACAGCACUGCUAUGGUGACCAUAAUGUUAAAAGAAGCCAUGGAUAGUGGGCUCCAUUUUACACAAAGUUUUUAUUCCACAUCUAUCUCGGAGAACAGCACUAAUAUCACAAAGGUAGCUGUGGUGAAUGCUGUUGGAAACCGUCUCAAUGAGCCCUUGAAGUAUGGUAUAUUAAACCCGGGGAACAAGUUCAUGAUCAAAUCCACCUCGGGAGUCAUUGAAACGACGGGCAUCCCCUUUGACAGAGAAAAACAAGAGCUAUAUGAGCUGGUCGUUGAAGCAAGUCGUGAAUUAGAUCAUCUGCGUGUGACCAGGGUGGUUGUCAUAGUUAACAUUGAGGACAUCAAUGACAAUGCUCCGGUGUUUGUAGGGCUGCCUUACUAUGCUGCUGUACAAGUUGAUGCUGAGCCCGGUACCCUAAUAUAUCGAGUGACAGCCAUUGAUAAAGAUAAGGGUGCAAAUGGUGAAGUCUCCUAUCUGUUGAAAGAAGACUAUGGGCAUUUUGAAAUUGACAGACAAACUGGAAGUGUCACUUUAAGAGAAGCCUUCAACUCUGACUUAUCUAAUAUAGAGUAUUUAGUUAUUAUCCUUGCAAAAGAUGGUGGUAAUCCAUCAUUGUCUGCUUCAGUAGAACUUCCUAUUACUAUAGUUAAUAAAGCAAUGCCUGUGUUUGACAAGCCCUUCUAUACAGCUUCUGUAAAUGAAGACAUAGAAAUGCACACUCCAAUUCUUAGCAUAAAUGCAACCAGCCCAGAGGGCCAGGCUAUCAUUUAUAUCAUUGUUGAUGGAGAUCCCCUCAACCAGUUUAACAUUGACUUUGACACUGGUGUUCUGAGUGUCAUCAGCCCAUUGGACUAUGAAGUAAAUUCUGUUUUUAAGCUGACAGUACGAGCCAGUGAUGCCCUCACUGGUGCUCGGGCUGAAGUCACUGUGGACUUAAUUAUUAAUGAUGUAAAUGAUAAUCCUCCCGUUUUCGAUCACUCAGCCUAUAAUGCCACCUUAUCCGAAGCAUCUUUGAUUGGGACUCCUGUGUUGCAGGUUGUUGCUACCGAUGCAGACUCUGAAAAUAACAAACUUAUACAGUAUCAGAUUGUCCAGGACUCCUUUAACAGCACUGAUUAUUUUCACAUAGAUAGCACAAGUGGCCUAAUCCUUACAGCCCGUAUGUUGGAUCAUGAACUAUUGCAGCAGUGCAGUUUAAAAGUCAGGGCAGCUGAUAAUGGAUUCCCACCACUGAGCAGUGAAGUUCUUGUUAGUAUUUAUGUGACAGAUAUGAAUGACAACCCUCCAGUUUUUAACCAGUUAAUAUAUGAAUCUUACGUGAGUGAGCUGGCCCCUAGGGGCCAUUUUGUGACUUGUGUCCAAGCUUCUGAUGCUGACAGCUCUGAUUUUGACAGACUAGAGUACAGUAUCUUGUCUGGAAAUGAUCGGACCAGCUUUAUAAUGGACAGCAAGAGUGGCAUUAUAACUCUGUCUAACCACCGGAAACAGAGGAUGGAGCCAAUGUAUAGCUUAAAUGUCUCUGUCUCGGAUGGAUUGUUCACCAGCACAGCUCAGGUGCAUAUCCAGAUCCUUGGUGCUAACCUCUAUAACCCCGUGUUUUCACAGAGUAUUUAUGUGACAGAGGUUAGAGAAAAUGCUGCCCCUGGAACUAAGGUAAUCCAUGUAAAAGCGACAGAUGGAGAUUCUGGUAUAUAUGGUCAGAUAAACUACUCCAUAAUAAAUGAUUUUGCCAAGGACCGCUUCUUAAUUGAUAACAAUGGACAGAUCCUAACAACUGAGAAAUUGGACCGAGAGAACCCUUUGGAAGGGGAUAUCAGUAUAUUUUUGAGGGCCCUGGAUGGAGGUGGGAGAACGACUUUCUGCACCGUGAGAGUGAUCGUAGUGGAUGAGAAUGACAAUACUCCCCAGUUUAUGACAACAGAAUACAGAGCAAGUGUCAAAGCAGAUGUUGGAAAAGGUCAUUUGGUCACCCAAGUGCAAGCAUUAGAUCCAGAUGAUGGAGCUAAUUCAAGAAUCACCUAUUCAUUGUAUAGUGAAGCCUCUGUUUCAGUGGCAGAUCUGCUUGAAAUUGAUCCUGACAAUGGAUGGAUGGUCACCAAAGGUAACUUUAACCAGCUGAAAAACACUGUUCUGUCAUUCUUCGUCAAAGCAGUUGAUGGUGGCAUUCCCAUGAAGCAUUCCCUUAUUCCUGUCUAUAUCCAUGUUUUACCUCCAGAAGCUGUUUUACCUUCCUUUUCCCAACCCCAAUAUUCUUUUACAAUACCAGAAGACACUGUCAUAGGAAGCACCCUUGACAUUUUACAUGUUUUGCCAAGCCAGGGUGCUGUAUAUUGCGCCGUUAAUGGUGAAUUAGCUGAAAACAACAAGGAAGGGAUUUUCAUCAUAGACCAAGACAUUGGAAUCAUAAAGCUAGACAAGAGACUUGACCAUGAGACAAAUCCUGCUUUUCACUUUAAAGUUGCAGCCACCAUACAGCUAGACAAAAUGGACAUUGUAUUAACUGUGGAUGUGGAGGUUAAAGUGUUGGAUGUAAAUGACAACAAGCCUGUGUUUGAAGCUGCCAACUAUGAAGCUGUAAUAAUGGAAGGGAUGCCAACAGGGAUUAAUCUUAUCCAGGUUAAAGCAGUUGAUGCGGACUGGGGUGCAAAUGGGCAAGUCACGUAUACUCUUUCAGCAGAAUCGGAGCUGGACAAGAUCAUGGAAGCCUUCACAAUCGAUGGCAACAGUGGGUGGAUCAGCACAUUGAAGGACUUAGAUCAUGAAAAGAAUCCCACUUUUACUUUUGCAGUGGUGGCUUCAGAUCUGGGAGAAGCUUUUUCCCUCUCAUCCACCACCUUGGUCUCUGUCACUGUGACAGACAUAAACGACAAUUCACCAAUCUUUGAACACGAGGUGUACAGAGGAUCCGUAAAAGAGAGUGACCCUCCUGGUGAAGUUGUGGCAGUUCUCAGCACAUGGGACGAAGACACAUCUGAAAUCAAUCGACAGGUUAGCUACCAUAUCACAGGAGGGAAUCCCAAAGGGAAGUUCGCCUUGGGACUGGUUCAGAAUGAAUGGAAGGUUUACGUGAAGAGACCACUAGAUCGGGAAGAACAAGACAUUUAUUUUCUGAACAUCACUGCUACCGAUGGCCUCUUUGUAACACAAGCUGUUGUGGAAGUGACGGUCACUGAUGUUAAUGAUAAUAGUCCUGUCUGUGAUCAGUUUGCAUAUGCAGCAUUAUUUCCUGAAGACAUUCCGUCAAACAAAGUCAUCCUUAAGAUCAGGGCCAAAGAUUCAGACGUCGGAUCCAAUGGUGAAAUUCGCUAUUCGCUGUUUGGACCUGGGAACAAUAAAUUUUUUUUAGAUCCAGAAAGCGGUGAGUUGAAAACCUUGGCCCUUUUAGACAGAGAGAAAAUCCCUGUGUACAACUUGAUUGCCAGAGCAACAGAUGGCGGUGGCAGGUUCUGCCAGUCAGAAAUCCAUCUUUUCCUGGAAGAUGUUAAUGAUAAUCCACCAGUGUUUUCUACUGAUCAUUACACCGCACGUGUCUAUGAGAAUACAGCCACUAAAGCUUUGUUAACCAGAGUUCAGGCCACGGAUCCUGAUGUAGGUGUGAACAGAAAGGUGGUCUAUUCCCUAGCGGACUCCGCAGAUGGUUAUUUCUCUGUGGAUAGGUCAUCAGGGAUCAUUAUUUUGGAGCAUCCACUUGAUAGAGAGCUGCAGCCUUCCUAUAACAUCAGCGUAAAAGCAUCAGACCAGAGCCUUGUGUUGUCCCUGUCUUCAUUUGCCACAGUUACCAUUACAGUGCUGGAUAUUAAUGACAACCCUCCUGUGUUUGAGAGAAGAGACUACCUUGUUACAGUGCCUGAAGAUACCUCACCUGGCACCAAAAUACUGGCUGUUUUUGCAACAAGUAAAGACAUUGGUACCAAUGCAGAGAUUACCUACCUCAUCAGGUCUGGAAACGAGAAAGGGAAAUUCAGGAUCAACUCAAAGACGGGAUCCAUUUCUGUAAUUGAAGCUCUGGACUAUGAAAUGUGUAAGGAUUUUUACCUAAGAGUGGAAGCAAAAGAUGGAGGUAUGCCAGCCCUAAGUGCUGUUACAACAGUGAACAUAAAUGUAACAGAUGUGAAUGACAAUGCACCAAAAUUUAAUCAAGAGGCCUACAGUGCAGUCAUCAGUGAAGAUGCUUCAGUUGGUGAUUCCGUGAUUAUGUUGAUAGCAGAAGACCAGGAUAGUCCUACCAAUGGCCAGAUUCAUUUUUCCAUAGUGAAUGGUGAUCGGGACAAUGAAUUUUCAGUUGAUCCUGUUUUGGGACUUAUAAAGGUUAAAAAGAGAUUGGACAGAGAAAGGGUGUCUGGAUAUUCGCUAGUUAUUCAGGCAAGAGACAGUGGCAUCCCUCCUUUGUCAUCAUCUGUGACGGUCAACAUAGACAUUUCUGAUGUGAACGAUAAUAGCCCUGUAUUUACACCGGCCAACUAUACAGCUGUAAUUCAAGAGAAUAAACCCGUGGGCACAAGUAUUUUGCAGCUGGUAGUGACAGACAACGAUUCUUUUCACAAUGGCCCCCCGUUUACCUUCACCAUUCUGACUGGCAAUGAAGAGGAGGAAUUUAUGUUGGACCCACAUGGAGUUUUGAGAUCUGCAGUUAUCUUCAGGCACAUGGUAGCAACUGAAUACAUGCUCUGUGUGCAGGCUAAAGAUGCUGGAAAGCCUCAACAGGUGUCCCACACUUACAUUCAAGUGCGGGUUAUUGAAGAAAGCAUUCACAAACCAACAGCCAUUCCACUGGAGAUCUUUAUAGUCACCAUGGAAGAUGACUUUCCAGGUGGUGUCAUUGGAAAAAUUCAUGCCACAGAUCAAGAUGUGUAUGAUGUUCUCACUUACACCCUGAAGUCAGAAAAGAAAAGUCUGUUCAAGGUUAACAGCCACGAUGGCAAGAUCAUUGCCCUGGGAGGGCUAGAUAAUGGCAAGUACACACUGAAUGUGUCCGUCAGCGAUGGCCGGUUCCAAGUGCCCAUCGAUGUUGUUGUCCACGUGGAACAGCUGAUACAAGAAAUGCUGCAGAACACUAUCACCAUCCGAUUUGAGAACGUUUCCCCUGAAGAUUUUGUGGGGCUCCACAUGCAUGGGUUCAGGCGCACCUUGCGGAAUGCUGUGCUCUCGCAGAAACAAGAUAGCCUGCACAUUAUCAGCAUUCAGCCUGUGGCAGGCACCAAUCAGCUUGACAUGCUGUUUGCAGUUCAGAUGCACACCGGUGGAUUCUAUAAGCCUGCUUAUUUGAUUCAGAAGCUUACCAAUGCAAGGAGACACUUAGAAAAUGUGAUUCGCAUCUCGGCUAUCUUGGAGAAGAAUUGUUCUGGACUGGAUUGUCAGGAGCAGCACUGUGAACAAAGCCUGUCUAUUGAUUCCCAUUCCCUGAUGACCUAUAGUACAGCGCGAAUUAGUUUUGUGUGUCCCCGUUUCUACAGAAAUGUACGCUGCACAUGUAAUGGAGGGCUGUGUCCUGGGUCCAGUGAUCCCUGUAUGGAGAAGCCGUGUCCUGGGGACAUGCAGUGUGUGGGGUACGAAGCUAGUCGAAGACCGUUCAUCUGCCAGUGCCCACCAGGGAAGCUCGGAGAAUGUUCAGGGCACACUUCCCUUAGCUUUGCUGGGAAUAGUUACAUCAAAUACCGGGUUUCUGAAAAUAGCAAGAAAGAAGAAUUCAAGCUGGCUCUGCGUCUGCGAACCUUGCAAAGCAAUGGGAUUAUAAUGUACACCAGAGCAAAUCCAUGUAUAAUUCUGAAGAUCGUGGAUGGCAAAUUGUGGUUCCAGUUGGACUGUGGAAGUGGCCCGGGAAUCCUGGGAAUUUCUGGCAGGACUGUUAAUGAUGGGAACUGGCACUCGGUCUUCCUGGAGCUCAAUCGGAAUUUCACAAGUUUGUCACUUGAUGACAGUUACGUGGAGCGGCGCAAAGCUCCCCUCUACUUCCAGACUCUGAGUACAGAUAGCUCUGUCUACUUUGGAGCCCUGGUGCAAGUGGAUAAUGUCCGAAGCCUGACUGACAAGAGGACUACCCAGGUCUUGAGUGGUUUUCAGGGCUGCCUGGAUUCUGUUAUCCUGAAUAACAAUGAACUGCCGCUCCAAAACAAGCGCAGCAGCUUUGCAGAAGUGGUUGGUCUGACUGAAUUAAAGCUUGGCUGCGUUCUAUACCCUGAUGCAUGUGAGAGGAAUCCUUGCCAGAACGGAGGGAGCUGUACUAGUUUGCCAUCUGGUGGUUAUCAGUGCAGUUGCCUCUCUCAAUUCACAGGAAGAAACUGUGAAUCUGAGAUCACAGUGUGCUUUCCAAAUCCAUGUCAGAAUGGAGGGUCAUGUGACCCGAUAGGCAAUGCCUUCAUCUGCAAUUGCAAAAAUGGACUGACAGGAGUAACGUGCGAAGAUGAUGUCAACGAAUGUGAAAGAGAGGAAUGUGAAAAUGGCGGCUCCUGUAUCAACGUUUUUGGCUCAUUUCUAUGUAACUGCACUCUUGGAUAUGUGGGGCAGUAUUGUGGCCUCAGGCCUGUGGUGGUACCCAACAUACAAGCCGGACAUUCCUACGUCGGCAAAGAAGAGCUAAUAGGAAUAGCAGUCGUCCUUUUUGUUAUCUUUGUGUUGAUCAUCCUGUUUAUAGUUUUCCGCAAGAAAGUGUUCAGGAAAAAUUACUCACGCAACAAUAUCACUCUGGUCCAGGACCCGGCUACUGCUGCUCUGCUCAACAAGAGCAAUGGGAUCCAGUUCAAGAACCUAAGGAACAGUGGGGACAGUCGCAAUAUCUACCAAGAGGUAGUGCCACCGCAAGUCCCUGUGAGGCCCAUGGCUUACACCCCUUGCUUCCAGAGUGACUCACGGAACAAUUUAGACAAGAUAGUGGAUGGACUUGGAGUUGAGCAUCAGGAGAUGACGACGUUUCAUCCAGAGUCUCCUCGUAUACUAACAGCAAGGCGGGGUGUGGUGGUGUGCAGCGUGGCUCCCAACCUGCCAGCCAUGUCUCCCUGUCGAUCUGACUGUGACUCCAUCAGGAAGAGUACCUGGGACGGUGGUACUGAAAGUAAAGAGGUUGAUGAUGCUGAAGAGGUGACCUGUUUUGCCGGAAGUAAUAAAGGCAGCAACUCUGAAAUUCAGUCCCUCAGCUCCUUCCAGUCAGACUCAGGUGAUGAUAAUGCUUCCAUAGUGACUGUCAUACAGCUUGUCAACAAUGUAGUUGACACUAUAGAAAAUGAAGUGUCUGUUAUGGAUCAAGGACAGAACUACAACAGAGCUUAUCAUUGGGACACCUCUGACUGGAUGCCAAGUGCUCGUUUGUCUGACAUUGAGGAAGUGCCCAAUUAUGAAACAGCGGAUGGAGGCUCGGUGCAUCAUGGAAGUAACAGGGAGCUGGAAACUGAUUACUACCUUGGUGGCUAUGACAUUGACAGUGACUAUCCUCCUCCUCACGAAGAGGAGUUUUUAAGUCAGGACCAGUUACCGCCUCCGCUCCCAGAGGACUAUCCAGACCAAUAUGAAACCCUUCCGCCAUCACAGCCAGUCUCAAUGGCUAGCACACUCAGCCCAGAUUGCAGACGGCGGCCACAGUUCCACCCUAGCCAAUACCUCCCUCCUCAUCAUUUCCCCAAUGAGAUGGACGCUGCUGGGUCUCAAACCGUAAAUGAAUUUAGUACUUUUGCUGUUGUCCCGGGCCAGAGCAUGGAAAAUGUUAGUGCAGGUAAGAUGCCCUUAUCCUUACACAAUUCUCUGGAUGCCUCCUCAUCUGACAUCUCAGCCAGCUGUGGCUUUGACGAUUCCGAAGUAGCCAUGAGUGACUUUGAAAGUGUGGAGGAGCUCAUCCUAGAUAACGUUCACAUUCCAUUUGUGGAGACCCAGCAUCAGACACAAGUGUAAAGGAGACUUUUUUUCUGGUGGUCAUUUGGUCCAAUUAACAGUAUAAAUACUGAGAAGACAUUUUGGUAAAGAUGUAUCAAUGUAUAUUGGGCAAGGCAGAAAUCGAGUAUAACCUAUUAACUUGUUCAAAAAUGAUACUGUAUGUGCAGACACAAAGAGACCAGUUAUGUUAAGCUGUGUGCCACAAAAUUGUUACAGACCAUCUGGAGAAUAUGUACCAUCUAUUUAUUACCAAGAGUACACUCACAGAGUUUCUGAGGGGGGAAACAAUUUCACCUUUUAAGUUCCCUUUCUUCACCUGCUAUUUAUUUGGUAUUGUAUUAUUAAAAGUGUUACAAUCUCUCCCUGCAGUAUUAACAAAGGGGAGGAUGAUUCCAAGAGGCACCGUUGCAUGAAAUUUUAGGUCAGCUAAAGAGUGAAAGAAUUUGGUCAUAUGUAAAACAAUUCCAUUGGUUUUGUUAAAAAAGCAUUUAAAAGACAAUUUAUCGACAUGGAUAUCUGUCCAUAAAUAACUAUUUAUUUAUAGUUUUGUUUCUAUAUCACAUCAAAUCCUAGCUUGUGUGCAUAGAGUAAGACAAAUAUAUACAUUAUAUAUUAUACACCAAACUAGACUAGGUUGGUUGCCAUUAUUCAAACUUACUUUCAGAUGUUUGUGUAUACAUUGAAUUAUGAGACUUUCCAAAUAUUGUGACAUUUAACCCUUGCAAGUUUGACUCACUAAUGGCCAAAUUCUGCCCUUAGAUACACAUGUGUAACUCCCAAUGACUUGUGUACCGAAUGUGACCACGUAUCUGAGAACAGAACUGAACCUGAACUACCAUGUUUCUCUGCUUUUAUUUUGGGCUUCCUUGCAGCUUUUUAACAGCAGUCAUAAUGCUGUCAUAGUCCAGUUAAAUUAGUUUGCAUAUGCAUUCUACUAUAAUCUUAAAUUGCUAGAUCAGCUAUAGUUGAAAAAUGUCCUGCCCUCAAGUUUGUGGAACAGAUCCUCGACUGGUGUAGUCAAUGGAGGUAUGUUAAUUUACAUCAACAUCAGCUGAGUAUCUGGCCCUGUAUUCCCUCAGAACUCCCAAAUAGUAUUCACAGAGUUAAAAGCGCUUUUGUAUAAUACUGUAAAAUGCAAAAACACCACCUCAGGUUAAUUUUGGCAUUUCGCAUUAAUCAUCCAGAGCAGGUUAAAUGCAAUAUGGAAACCUGUUUUUUCCAUUCACUGCCGUAAAAAUCUAUAUGUGCCCUUUACUCAAUGCUGUGAAAAUAUUUUUACUACAGUUACGAGUAGUUCUGCAGCAUUUGUACAUCUCUGUGGCUAUACGUUGUACAUUGAAUAGGAGGAAGUCUCCACUUUGCAUUAAUGUUUUAUUAUCCACAUCCUUCCCUAGCAGAACUCAGUCAUUCUGAAAGUGUAUUGGAUAGGUAGAAGUUAUGGAUGAAUGGAUGCUUUAACAGGUUUUUCAUGCUGCUGUCUUAUCCUGUUUCUUGGUCAAAUAAGUUAACUGGAUCGUUUUUAGGAAGAGAGAUUCCCGACUGAACUGAAUUUUACCCAUUCAGUUGUCAUAAGUCUGUCUUAUUUCUUAUCAUACAGCUGGUGAUUAUUCACAAGUUGCCCCAAAAGAAAACAGAUUAUUGAGAAUGUUACUUAAAUGGUUGUGUAGCUUGUGACACUUUUAAUAAAACAUGGUCUCUAAACUUUGCAGUGUAACCUGAUAUUUCAGUGCUUCCCUCCAGUAUAUCAUAUAUCAGUAGAAGAUUGGUUUUACUUUGGGUCGUGCAACAAUUCUUCAUUAGAAAACAAUCCAGUUACAGUAUGUAGAGGUACAUAAUUAAUCAAGUGGACUUUAGGCAAGAGAAUGUACUGCACAUACAAGUAUUAUGAAGUACUUGCCUGCAUAUAGUUCGUGUUCAUUGAAUUUAUGAAUGUCACUUGGUCUCCUCAAAGCAGACGUGCUUCUGUAAGAGUGAUAUGUUCUAAAUGUGUUCAUGGUACAUUUUGAUCCCCUUUCCCUCCCACUCUCCCACCAUUUUAAAGAAAAAAUACAGAUUUCAAAUAGAUCAUGAUUGCAAGGAAAAUGAGGGACUUCCCUACACACCAUGAAAUAGUUUGGCUGCGGUCAAGGCACAGAUUUAGUUAUGCAGCAUGACCAUGCCUUGCUUACAAAGUUUACAUGGCAGAGGAGUGGUUGCAAGGAAUAGAUUAGUAUUACUUCAAGGAUAGGAAUAUUUGAGUUUUAACAAAUGUAAAAAGCUGCAAGUUUAGCUGUUGUGCAAUAGUUUUAAGGCUGAUAUGAAUUUCUGUGAAUUUAAUACUCUUUUAGCACAUGGCUGUGGCACACAUGGGGUUUGAUUCAAGUCAACUCUCAAUGUACCACAUUUUGAACUAUUAUGCAAUGAACUCUCUUUUUGCCCCCAACUAGUUAUUAAAUAUACUCACCAUCUUCAUCUGUAGAAACCAUCUUUGGGUACUAGAUCCCUGAGACACUGGUAUCUAAGUUAUUUUCCUUAUAGGGACAUAUCAAAAGUGUCACAAAGGGAAACACAGUUGUAACAUAGCAAUUGCCAUACCAGAAAAGACCAAUGGUUCUUACUAAGCUUAUUGCCUCAGUAAUAUCUUGUGGGCAGUGAGUUUGACUGGUAAAAUACACGUAGCUUCAGUAUAUACUUCCUUUUCUGGCUUUUAAAUUUUGUUACCAUUUCAUUUAGUCAAGCACCUAUUUGUUAAUGUGCUAUGGAGAAGGGGAUAUAGGAGCACAUGAUUAACCUUCUCUGUACCAUUCAUGAUUUUAUAUACCUCAAUAUCUCCUCCUCUCCAAACUAAAUAGACCUCCUGUAUUCAGUCUUUCCUCCCAUAGAAACCCCUCAAUGCCUGUCCCUACUUUUGUUGCCUUUCUGGUUCUCUUCUAGUUCUUUUCAGUGACCAAACUUGAAUGCAGAUCUCAAGGUGAAAACCUUCCCAAGCAUUAAAGCGUGCAAUAACUAUCUCACAUUACUUUCUGUUUCCUUGCUAAUAUAACUCAGCAUCUUAUUUGCUUUUUUAAUUAAUGGUGCGCUUUGAUUAACUCUGAUAUGAACCAAUUGAGUGCAUGAGUAGGUAGUUUGCACUGUUCCAUCCGACGUAUGUUACUCUGUCGUAUGAUGGGUUUUUUCUGUUGCUGUCUUCUCAGCUGUCUCGUUAGGCCUUUCCUCAGAAUCCCUGCUAGUCUCGACUAACUGUGCCUGUAGAGUGUCACAAUUCACAUUCCUGUAGAUGUUUCUACUACAUGAUAUUUCCCUUCAGAUUCUUCUGUAAAGAGUUUUCACAGACCGACUACAAUAUCAAAUGAUGCUAUUCCACAGUCCUUUAUGGUAAAUACACUCUUCGCUUUUUAUUUAAAAAAAAAAAAAAAAAGGCAGCAACUACUCAGAAAAUAAAUUUGUAUCUUUAUCAGAAUUUCUUAGGCUGCCAAGAUGCUUGUGGAUCUAACUUACAUGAUGCAUAUGUUCUAUUUUUCUCAUUUACACCAGUGCUCUUUUAAGGGCCUUAAAGUGGGUGUCAAUGCCAUUUACACUGCCAAGACCCUCUAAAGUGGCCCUAGCGUAAAGGAGGAUCUGGCAAACAUGUUUUGUUUUUUUUUAAUUAUUAUUAACAUUUUGCCUCCAAUUUAUGAGCUUCUGAGGGAAAAAAAAACAAGUACUCCUGCUCUGGCUCCUUUACACUGGGUAAAAGGGCCUAAGUGGUGUACAGGGACCCUAAAAGUCCCAUAUAAAGGUCGGGGAGGAUUCGCCUGGCACAAGCACUGCAGGAGGCAGCCAUAGGACUGACCUUCCAGAGUCCUUUCUCAAGGCAAGGUUUGGAAGACAGGAGCAGCCCAUGGUCAAGAAGACAUGAAGGUGGUUUAGAGACUCCAGCUCCACCUGGGCUGCACCUCUCAGAGGCACAGCACAGAAUCUCAUCCUGAGCAUGUUUCUUAGAGUUGUUUAACUUUGAUCCUCAACAAAAAGAAUUCUAGCCUGUUAUGAAGCCUACGAUAUGUUACAUGACAAUUGUUGUAGUGCCUCAAUACAAGUUUCAAUGGAAAAGGCAGGUCUAACAGGAAUAGUGUAUAUAUAUACACACUUGUGUAGCAAGUCAUAUUCCUGUUUGAAAAUCAUGCCAUGAUAUUUAAACUCCACAACCCAGGAGCGACUCAAGGUGUGGUGGACCAUUACUGUUGAUUACUGCAAUGCUUUCUUUAAAAGGCUGGUGUCAUUCAUAAUUAAGGAAAACAGUUAUUUUAAACCAAUAGAGGAAAUGCAUCUUUGUUAGAUCAAUAUUACCAUUUUAGCCUUUUUUUUCAAUUAUUACAUGAGUUAAAAGGUUCUAAAGGGGAGAUAGACUUCUUUAGAUUCAUGAUGGUACGUGCUCUAUGGUAUAGUUCUCUGCUUUUUUGCCAGUUUGCAUCUCUGUCCUCUCAGUACACAUCAGUGAUACAACAAGCCCUAGAAAUUAACAGUAUUCACAUUACUAUCCAUUGCCUUUAGCCUGUAGUCUGUAAACUUGACCUACAAAGUCACCCAUUAACAGAAGGGGCAUUGAUUUACUUAUAGUCACAUCUUAUGAGGGAGGAACAGGUGGGUGGGCGGGAAAAGAAUAAAAUGAAAUUCAUUUCUUUAUGUAAUAACAAAAAGCAAUAAUUCCAAAUACGUAGUAUUACGCGAAGGCCAUAACUUGUUGUUACCAGUGUUAAGGAUGCACUUGAAUUGUAUUACGGGAAUGAGAUUGGAACCCUCAGUACUGUAAUUAUUCUUCCAUCAUAUGAAUACCGGAAUUGCUACUAUUUAACAAUUUUAUGAGCCCAUACUACUGCUUUUCAGGAAGUGACAAAUGCAUUUGGGAAAUGGAAGCAGUUCUCUUUAAAGCACUGUAUCAGAAAGAUUGUCUUGUAAAUUUUACCUGUUGCAAGCAGGCUGGUUUGUAAAAGAUGUAUGUUUUGGUGUUUAAAAAAGAAAUUUAUAAAAAUAAUGUAUAUAAUGGUUUCAAAUUACCAGGCUUUUGUAGAUAUUUGAUGCCAAUCAGGUCGCUUUAAAUUUUUGUUUGAUAUAAUUAAAAGAAAGUCAUCCAAGUUGGUUUAAACUUUUAAGGUAAUAGCAGAAAAAAACAAAAAGUUUUAGAUUUGAAAAAAAUGGUAAUUUUUACUCAUUUCAAAUGUACUGUAACUUUCCUUUUGGUUCAGCUCUUUUCAUUUAACAUUUCUGUUUUUAAGAAGAUGUUUUUUAUUGACUUUUUUUAAAUCAGUGUGUUUUGCACAAAGACUUAGAGACAUGAUUUUUACGCCAAGUCAAGUAGCUGUUAAGAUACAUCAUUUCUUCAUCGACAAAAAAAACCACCCUUAUGCAAGGAGAAGGUAAUCACUUCGAGUGGAUCUCGGCCCUCAUCUGAAGAUUAAUUGUUCCUUCAUAAUUGCUGUUAGCAGUAUUGUCUUGUGUUCUUUUGCUAUAAAAAAGGAAAAAAAGUGUACAGGUUUGUAACUGCCAAAAUUUGCUAAAGUUGAUGGUUAA
Molecule: messenger RNA, 15174 nt
Organism: Chelonoidis abingdonii (Abingdon island giant tortoise)
Lineage: Eukaryota; Metazoa; Chordata; Testudines; Testudinidae
Source: RefSeq, a predicted model, not a curated record